AUGCUCUUCCAGAACAAGAGCCGCCUCAUCCGCGCCGUGAGCUGGAUCCCGGUGUUCCUCGUGACGCUCCUCAUCUCGCUCGAGUACUAUGUCUUUGUCGAGUACCACAUCCGCGCCAAGCUCUCGGCCGGCACGGACGAGCCGCUGGGCCUCGCGCUCCAGUUCAUCGUCUUCAACGUGCUCGUGGGCCUCACCGUCAUCUCGUACUACCGCGUCGUCACGACAGAUCCGGGCUUUGUCAACGAGAUCAUGGCCGAGAAGCUCCGCCAGGAGGCAAGCGAGUGCGGCCUCGUGAUGCCUGUGUGCCGCGCCUGCAAUAAGCCCAAGCCCGUGCGCGCGCACCACUGCAGCGUCUGCCGCAUGUGCGUCAUGAAGAUGGACCACCAUUGUCCGUGGGUCGGCAACUGCGUCGGGCUCGCCAACUACAAGUACUUUUACCUCUUUGUCAUCUACGGCGCGCUCGGCUGCGGCAUGAUCCUCAUCACCAUGUUCCCGGCCUUUGAGCGCGCCAUCAACCAUACGACGGUGGAGAUGCCCAUGACGGCGCUCCUCGGGUUCGUCAUGGCCGGCAGCGUGACGCUGUCGCUGCUCAUCUUUACGGGCUUCCACACCUUCCUCAUCCUGCGCGGCCUCACAACGCUCGAGAUGAACGUCUACGGUAUGCGCAGCCCGUACCGACUCCCCACGGUCGUUGAAAACUGGUGGUCGGUCUUUGGGACGCACCGAGCGACGUGGUUCUUGCCCGUGCCCGCCGUCGACGCCGACGAUGGGCUCACGUGGAUGCAGCCGACGCGCAUGCCAUCGCGCAUCAUGAUGUCACAUGCGAUCGACGACUCGGACGACCACGAGGGCUCGAUGCUCAUGCAUCUCUAA
Messenger RNA from Saprolegnia parasitica CBS 223.65, 873 nucleotides. RefSeq lists its product as hypothetical. Gene Ontology annotation, molecular function: palmitoyltransferase activity. Bases 1 to 873 code for a protein of 290 amino acids. NCBI's taxonomy places the organism in Eukaryota, Oomycota, Saprolegniomycetes, Saprolegniales, Saprolegniaceae. The record is from RefSeq and is a predicted model, not a curated record. The transcript is spliced from 6 exons.